Molecule: messenger RNA, 4302 nt
Organism: Anopheles stephensi (Asian malaria mosquito)
Lineage: Eukaryota; Metazoa; Arthropoda; Insecta; Diptera; Culicidae
Gene: Vps26
Product: vacuolar protein sorting-associated protein 26B
Exons: 7
Coding region: 1069-2952 (627 amino acids)
Biological process (GO): intracellular protein transport; retrograde transport, endosome to Golgi
Cellular component (GO): retromer complex; endosome
Source: RefSeq, a predicted model, not a curated record
AAAUUAAUCACGAACGAAACGAAGAAAGACACGACACGAACGAACGGACGGUCCAGGCGGCGCGGAACAGUGUCGAAAAAAAGGAAUUAUUCUCAUCGCCCCCAAAAACCGGGGAAAGCCCUUUCCAAUCCGUGUGUGUGUGGAGCAUCGCAUUUCACAUGCAUCGUGCGUUCGGUGUGCAGUACGUGCUUAUAUAAUACAAUCUUGACGAGCGAAUCUCCGUCCCUAAGCGCAUCCAGAACGUCGCCGUUGUCCGUCGUCUAGUGCUGCUGCUGCUGCUACCACCAGUACAGCCUGUUCUUAGUGGGGCGAGGUGGUGCUGCACAGUCCACAAUAUUUUUCUCGCUGGUGCAUUCCGAUUAAGGCAAAAGUGAAAAAUUACUCGACACGCUCGUUGCUGGUGCGUUCGAGAGCUGCAGCAAUAAAGUGGUCGAUCGUGGAAGGUGCAGCUGCGGCGAACAGAAGUAGCAGGAAACCGCAGACCUCUCCCGCUCCAUCCAUCCCCCUUUCUCUUUCUCCUGCUGAAGUGCGGAAGAACGGAAGCCGCAUCAAACACACUUCAUUUGGCCGGAAGUGGUAUUCCGGGUGCUUUUGUCACCACCGUUAAUUGAAAGCAAAAUCGCUGUAAAGCCCUUGCAGUGUUCCGGACGGACAGCUUUCACGAAGCAAGAUUGAUGCGGGUACUUGUUUGUGUGCGUGCAUUGCGUUAGUGUGCGUGCGUGUGUGUGUGUGUGUGCAAGCGUGUAUGUUUGUUGUGCUUGCAGUUCCAGCAGCAGCAUAGAGUGAACCUUUUCACGACGGGCCAAAUCUUAAUCGAUUGUAGCGACUGUUCUGGCUGUUAACUAAGUUACGUUUACUGCCCAUAUCCCAAGUCAAGUGAUAAGAAACGGAAGUGGAACGAAGCGGUGGGUAGCAGUGUGCGAACUGUUGGUGCGCGAUUAGGGAGGCCGAACAGACAGGCGAACGGAAUUUAUCGCAAAAAGAAAAGAAAACACCCAGAGCAACACACUCACUCGCGCCACUGAUCACAUUUCGCGGGCGCAGGAAAACCUUCCCAUUUAGCAAAUCAUGAAUUUCCUCCGUUUCGGCCAGUCGGCCGACAUCGACAUUUUGUUCGACGGGUCAGAAAACCGCCAGCAGGCCGAAAUCAAAACAGAGGACGGCAAGAAGGACAAGUACCUGCUGUACUACGACGGCGAAACGGUGGGCGGAAAGGUGAACAUAACGUUGAAAAAGCCGGGCAGCAAGCUGGAACACCAGGGUAUCAAAAUCGAGCUUAUCGGUCAAAUUGAAUUGUAUUACGAUCGCGGCAAUCAUCACGAUUUCCUGAGCCUCGUCCGAGAACUGGCCCGGCCGGGCGAUCUCAUCCAGAACACGUCAUAUCCGUUCGAGUUUGCGAACGUCGAGAAACCGUACGAGGUGUACGUCGGGUCGAAUGUGCGAUUACGAUAUUUCCUGCGGGUUACAAUUGUUCGUCGCCUGAGUGACAUCGUGCGGGAGGUGGACAUUGCCGUGCACACGCUCUCGAGCUACCCGGACACGAACAGUCCGAUCAAGAUGGAGGUCGGCAUCGAGGACUGCUUGCACAUCGAGUUUGAGUACAACAAGAGCAAGUACCACUUAAAGGAUGUGAUUGUGGGCAAAAUUUAUUUCCUGUUGGUGCGCAUCAAGAUAAAACACAUGGAAAUAGCCAUCAUCAAGCGGGAACAGACCGGUUCGGGACCCAACAUGUACACCGAGAACGAAAUAAUCGCCAAGUACGAAAUCAUGGACGGUUCGCCGGUGAAGGGUGAAAGCAUACCGAUACGCGUGUUUCUCGCGGGUUACGAUCUCACCGUAACGAUGCGCGAGAUUAACAAGAAGUUCUCGGUGCGCUACUUCCUGAAUCUGGUGCUAAUUGACACCGAAGAUCGGCGGUACUUCAAACAGCAAGAAAUCACACUUUGGCGCAAGGCGGAGAAGACGCGCAAAUCGUUAACGCCGUCGCAGGCGGCAGCCAUUGCGGCGGCGCAGGGUGGUGCCGCCGGGGCAGGAUUGAUGCCGGGCCAGUUGGCCGCGGUGACCGGUUCGAGCAAUAAUCCGCACAUACCUCAUCAUCUCGUUGGGCAGGGUACGACGAGUUCGCUCAGCACGAAGGAGCUACCAUCGAGUAUGGCCGCUGGUGGGUCGGCCGGUUUGCUUGGGGAUGGUAGUGCCGAUGAGGACAGUACCGGCCUGAAGCGAUCGGACGAUUCCAAUCCAAUUAUGGGACUGUUUACGGAAGACAACUCGCAGGCUGAUCUACGACCUAAGCCGGCGGUGCGACAACGCAGCGACGAUGCAUCCGGUGCACUGCAAGAUAACAGUUCCCGAUCGGUCAAUAGCAAUUUGAAGCCCGGCGAGAUGCCUCUGCAUGUCGAACCGGAUGAAGAUUCGCUACCAAGCCAGCAGCAGCAGCAGCAGCAGCAACAGCAACCACAACAACAACAGCCCCAGCCAGGGCUGCAGCAACAGCAUCUGCAUCGUGAGGCCGGUGAUGGGGCCGCCUCGAUAUCGCAAACGACUGACGAAGAAACAUCCUCCCUGUUUGAUGCGAACGAUCUAAGCUUCAAUGCGGCCAGCAGCAGCAACCCGUCGGCCAACGUAGCUGCCGCCCCAUCAACGAUCGUUAGCGAUCCGACAUCCUCGCCUACGGUUAGUAGCACGAUAACGAAACCGCUGCUCUCGGAGGAACCGCCGGCUGACGAGGAAACGAUGCCCGCUGGGAACAAUAACAGCAGCAGCAGCAGGGUCGUCGAACCGGAGGACGCAGCGAAUGCUGCUCUGUCGCCGGAAGUGUCGAGCACGGAAGUGAAUAAUGCAAGCAGCACCACUACCACGAGCCCAUCGCCGGCAGCGGUGACGAGCUCAGCCUCAUCGCCACCACCAUUGGCGGCAAAACCGGCCAAACCUCGGAAGCCUGUGCUCGAAUAAGGCGAAAUCAUUCUACUGCGAACCGAAGCUGUUGCGUGUUCCUGCCGGUCUCUCGAGCUCUCCUCCCUUGGCGUUGUUUUGCUUUGAAAAGGGUGGGCGUGAAAUAAUGCAGCAAACGGUGGAGCCAUUUUAAAAAGGGGGAGGCAAAAUCAGGAUAUAGGAACGAAGAAAAGUGGUACGUACUAAUGUGAGCUAGAAUAUAUAUUAUAAACAAUUUCUUAUCUUUUUUUGUUAUAGCAAACAAAUGAUUGAUUCCUAAAGAACUUUAGAUACUAGCAUCAUCACGCGUCAGAUUUGCAUUACAUCCGAUAUACUGCUGAGUGCAAGAAAACAGAAAGGCCCACACCAAUAGCAAGCAAAGCGGAAGAAUGUUGAUCUUCUUUUAAACAAACAUUGUCGUAAUGCGGAAUAUUGUAACGCUAGCAGGAGAAAGACACGUAAACCGAGAGCUCGGUAGUAUAGGGAAAGCUAAUGGCAAUAGGAAAGCAAGUGGCACGGUGGGAUAGCAGUGAAAAGUCCACCCGAGGUGGUUUUGAUAGGAAUUUCGAAUCGAUCAUUAGAGCGUAUCGUGCUCCCGUACCCGUACGAUUGUUGAUGCGUACCUUCGGUUCCCUCACAAUACAAUUCACCAAAUUUAUCAAAUGCGACUGGGCAGAAUAUUUUCUUUAUUUAGUCAAUUUUGGGCUGUUUCGGGGGAAAAAUAGAAUUUGCGGAAAAAAUUGUAGCGCGUGCAGCAGUUAUCAUUGUGCAUGGGGGAGUAAGCACCGGUGAAGAAAAAAAUGCGUUGAUAAUUUACUGUGUAAGCUUUGCUAAUCUAGGUUUUUAAGCUCGCCACAAUCGUGUGGCUGUUUCUGUUGUAUCUGUUUUCGGCAUUGUUUUCUUUCCAUUUUGGGUAAGGUGAAAGUGUAUCGCCCCCGUUUCGUCGUACUCGAAACACUUGUAAUGGACUGUUGAACAAAAAGAAACACAAUUGUUACUACAUUUAAGCAAACGCGAGCAAGGAUAGAGAACUGUUUACUUGGCGAGCAGAGGAAGAUCACAACCAUUGCACCAUAUGCGAGCAAUUUGAUGCGAUCAUUGUGUGGAAGGCAUUGCCCAAGGAGGAACACAAUGAUACAAGCACUACUUCACACACGUAGGUUAUACGUGGUCCGAACAUAAUGGAGGAUAGGAAACUGAUUUGACAACAAUUUGCAGCAGUAUAGUGGGGAGAAAAGAGAGAGAGAGAUGGAUUGAAGAAAGGAAGCUAGCAAUGUGCGAGGAAGGAAGGAGAGCAACAGAAAAAAAACAGAACUAUGAAAAGUAUAUAUAUAUUGAAAAUAAACAUACUAAGUAUAUGAGAUCACAAAA